Molecule: messenger RNA, 264 nt
Organism: Brassica oleracea var. oleracea
Lineage: Eukaryota; Viridiplantae; Streptophyta; Magnoliopsida; Brassicales; Brassicaceae
Product: root meristem growth factor 5
Exons: 2
Coding region: 1-264 (87 amino acids)
Source: RefSeq, a predicted model, not a curated record
AUGAGCUCAGUUCAUGCUGUUUCAGUCCUUCUCUUGUUUCUGCUCUUGCAUCUCUCUGAUUCUCGUCACCUCGACAACGUUCACAUCACAGAUUCUCGGUUUUCACUUGACAAGGAUCAAAAUGUUGUCCCCGGUUUGACAUCUAAAGAACCGGUUAGAGUAUCUCGGUUUGUGCCUGGCGUAAAGAAGAACCGCCAUCACCGGCCGCCGCUCUUAUUUGCAGAUUACCCGAAGCCGUCCACUCGGCCUCCACGCCAUAACUGA